AUGGCCAAGCAGACACACUCGUCCGGCAGUGAGACUGACGUAUCUACUUCUACUGAGAAUUUGACCCCUGAAGAGCACUAUGUCCUCAAGACGGGCAUUCGCCAGGAGCCCCAGGGCGAGGAAACGUACCUGAAUGUGGCCACUGAUGGCCUUCCAUUUAGCGCCAAUUUGAACAUUCACAAUAACGGUCCCAUCGGCAGCUACAUUUCUCCGUUCCUCUACGGCAAAUUGGCGGCUGUCAAUAAUAACAUUUACGCCGAAGUGAAAGAGCCCAUUUCGAAAAACUCGGAUAAUGGAAACUUUUACUACUACAGCCACUCAAUGGGCGAACAGCAAUCACCAGUUAAUGGCAGCAACAACCGCUCGGUUAUUCGCGAAAAGACUGAAAUGAUGAAAGCAAAUAAUCUGAGCUCAGUGAUUGACAGCGAUAGUCCUUACUCUAAUCUGAAUCUGAUGAAGUUCGGCCAAGCAGGUAUGCCGCCCAACGGCAGCAGUCCACUCUUCCUCGACAACCCAUCUGUGAUAAACUUUCAGUCAUCCGGUGAACAAGGAGGCACAGCGGUGAACUGCACCGAGGCUUCCAUUAGCCUACAGCAGCCGAUGCUGAACAACUACUUAAACUCACUGAAGAAGAACGACUCACUGCUGAUCAAGAACUUCAACGGCGACAGCGUCACCCUACCUCCCCCUCCCCCUCCUCCCGAGUACGACAAGCAGUGGGGUGCAUUUCUGAUGAACUCCAGUGCCUCCAAGUCCUGUGAACGAUUGGCCAUAUCGCGAUCUCAUCCCGACCUCUCCAAGUUUGCAGACGACGAACUGGGCGCCGCUAGCCCGGGUCGCGUCAAUGGCUCUGGCCAUGGCAAUCUGGUGGCAGCCAAUCUCUCCUACACCUACAGUCAGCCCAACUCUCCCUACUCGCCCUAUCGCAACAACACCGUUGAGAUGAUACUAGCCGAAAAUGCCGCUCUUCGCUCUCAACUAGAGCACUGUCUGAGAAAGGUGAAGAACCUGCAAAAUUUUGAAUUAGAAAUACAAAAAGUGCAUCAGUCUCACGAAGAAUUAAUAAAGUCUUCGGAGAAGAAAGAAAAACUUGAGCGUGCAUUAAGGUACAAGCUGGAAAUACAAAAUCGACGGCUUCAAGAAGAGAACCAGUGCCUAAAAGAACAAAUUGAAUCGGGGUCUGUCAUGAAGCGAGAGAAUUUUGAACAAGGAGACACUCCUGAUUUGAAAAAAGAAAUGAACAGGCGGGAUGUUUUAAUAUCUCGCCUUUUAGCUAAAAAUAAAGAAUACAUCACUGACAAAGAUCGGCAAGAGAUUGAACUUCAGGCUCAGAGACUGACUUUGCAAGAGCAGCGUAAUCACAUUGAAAUUCUUGACACUGCUUUGAUGAAUGCUCAAAACAACAUAAUAACACUAGAAGCUGAGUUGCGAAAAAGGGCUGGUUUUGAAGAGAAAACCUUGUUCCUCAAGAAAGCUUUGUCCAACCUGCAGCUGACCAAUGAUCGAAGGCUGCAAAUGGAGAAACGCGCUCGUGCUCACCUUGAAAAGGAAAUUGAAGAGUUAAAAAGACAAAAUGCUACUGGAACGAGCAGUACUGAUAAUAAGGAGGCUCGUGGUGAUAAAGACUUGGACGCAAAUGCGUUAAAGAAAAUGAUUCGCGAGUAUGAUGAGAAAAUUAUUGGCCUCGAGGCUGAAGUGUCUCGAUGGGAGCACAAGUACUUGGAGGAGAGUACUUUGCGAUCUAUUGAAGUGAGCGCCGCUUCUGCUCCAAAAGAUGCCAAAAUUGCCGCUCUAGAGCGAACUUCGCUGGAAAGUGAAAAGCUAAUAGCUGAAGCGCGAAGUGAACGCCUACGACAUAUGGACGAGAUUCACGUGGAGCGGAAGAUAGUCGCUGAGCUGGAGAUCAAACUGAAGGAUGCUGAGUCAAAGAUGGUGGAGAAGGACGCCAUGAUCAAGGUGCUGCAGAAUGUCCUGCAGAAGCACUCUGAUGACCGAACGGCGGUGCUGCAGAAAAGUCUGGCACGUCGCUUUCCCAAUCGACACACCCGAUCUGCUAGCACAAUGGGCUUGGUCGUCUCCGGUGGCACUGCAAACAAUGCUACUGGAGGCAAGCCAGACGUCCUUUCAGCGGACUUUGGCAAAAUGAUCGUCUCUAAGACGAGCCAGCGACCCAGCAACCUGGCUCUCAACUCUGAAAAUGUCGACUCGGACCUGGUCGACGGAGUGAACAACCUCGAUGAACAGUUGAAGGAGAUUGAUUCGCGUCUCUCACCCAAGGUUAGCACUCCAUAA
Messenger RNA from Rhagoletis zephyria (snowberry fruit fly), 2292 nucleotides. The record is from RefSeq and is a predicted model, not a curated record. NCBI's taxonomy places the organism in Eukaryota, Metazoa, Arthropoda, Insecta, Diptera, Tephritidae.